Molecule: messenger RNA, 2613 nt
Organism: Linum tenue
Lineage: Eukaryota; Viridiplantae; Streptophyta; Magnoliopsida; Malpighiales; Linaceae
Source: the annotation of a GenBank genome assembly
AUGUCUGCCAGAGUGCUGCAGAUUGCCAGCCACUUUAAGGUGCACCCAUUUUCAAUUCACUCACCUAAGCCCCUUGACUUCCAUUUUGCACGGGUUCAUUCUUCUAGCUUAUAUUACCUCCAUCAGUUUUGCCCUUCUUCCCCUUGCUCCCGCCCUCAUUCGUUGAACUCGAAUGAAUGCCGGAUAUUGGUCGUUGGACUGUCUAAAUUGAUAAAAUACAAGAAAGGAUUCAUCUUGAAGGCCUUUUCUCUGAAGUUCUCCCCUUACUUCCUAGUAAAGACUAUGAAAUUGUUGGAAUCCCGUGAAGCCGCAUUUGCAUUCUUCAAACUCGCGUUUCAAAAUGAUUCCCAGGAUACAGUUGAGUCCUGUUGCAUUGCAGCCCACGCCUUGGCUGCAGAGAAUUUCAGGUGUCUUGCACAGGACAUUGUGUCAUCGGUAUUUAGGAGAAUUGGAUCUCAGAGGAGUAGAGACUUGGUGGAUUUUAUGUGGGCAAAGCACAGUGAAUAUGAGUCUGAUUUCUCAGUUCUUGACACUAUCAUGCGCAGUUUCUUGAAUGCAAAUAUGGGUUAUGAGGUGCUUGACAUUUUAGGCAGGAUGAGGGAGGCAGGAGUUAGGCCAAGUUCAUCUGCUAUCACUAUUCUGUUGAAGUUUUUGCUAAGAGAUGGUGAUUUCGCUGGUACCUGGAAGUUGUUCAGGGACAUCGUUCGCAUAGGGUAUCAACCUUGUAAUUACAAUUUCAACACUAUGAUUCAUGGGUUUUGUCAGAAGGGACAUGUUAGAGUUGCAGAGAGUUUGUUGCACAUAAUGUGGAGAUUUAGGUGUGAACCAGAUGUCUAUUCCUACAACAUUAUGAUCAAUGCAUGCUGCAUGAGAGCCCAGACUUCAGAGGCACUUUGUUGGUUAGAUUUCAUGAUUCAAAGUGGUUGUAAACCAAGUAUACCUACAUUAAACACUAUAAUUAACGCAUUCUGUAGUAAAGGAAAUGUAGAUGAAGCUAGAAAGAUAUUUGAUGGGAUUGUAGAGUUCGGUCUCUUACCUACUGUCUCAACAUACAAUACAAUGUUGAAUGGAUAUCUGAAGGCAAAGAAAGUCACUCAGGCGAAGAUGCUUUAUGAUGAAAUGAAAAAUAAGUGCAUACCACCAGAUGGUGUGACAUUCAAUACGUUGGUUGCUGGAUAUUAUAGGUAUGGGAGAGGAGAGGAUGCUGACCGCUUGUUGGUAGAUCUAUCUGUAUCAGGGUUGCUUCCACCUGCUUCAUUAUAUGGUAUCUCCAUUGCAGGGCUAUGUUGGGUUGGGCACGUGGACAAAGCAAUGCAACUCUUGAAAGAUAUUCUUGAGAAGGGAGUAUGUCUAAGUAGUGUUGCUUUUAAUUCUGUUAUUGUUGCUUGUAGCCAAUUAGGACAAGAAGAGAAUGCAUAUGAAGCUUAUAGACUAAUGCUCAGUUUUGGUAUAGCUCCUUCUUCUCUUACAUGCAGUUCCUUACUUAUGGGCUUAUCCAAGAGGGGUAGAGUGCAAGAAGCAACAGAACUUCUGCAUAAAAUGAUUGAGAGAGGAUUUCGUAUCAACAGAAAAGCUUUUACGAUUAUCUUGGAUGGGUAUCUCAAGAGAGGGGAUGUAGAUGGGGCUUGCAGUCUAUGGGAUGAAAUGGAAGGGAUGGGUAUGCAUGCUGAUGUUGUUGCCUAUUCAGCUUUCAUUGAUGGUCUUUCGAAAGCAGGCUUGAUGGAGGAGGCAUAUAAUGUAUUCUUGGAAAUGUCGAUGAAAGGAUGCAUCCCCAAUAGUUUUACAUACAACUCCUUGAUCCUUGGGUUUUGCAACUCUGGGAAACUAAGUGAUGCUCUACAGUUGGAGAAAGAGAUGAGGCAACAAGGCCUUCUUCCUGACACAUUUACAAUUAAUAUCAUCAUUCGCGGAUUCUGUAAAGCAGGGAAAAUGAAGAUGGCGGAGGAUGCAUUUGCAGACAUGUUCCGAACUGGUUUAACCCCUCCUGAUAUUGUCACAUACAACACUUUGAUCAGUGGAUAUUGCAAAGCAUUUGAAACGGUUCAUGCAGAUGAGCUCGUGAAGAGAAUGUAUGCUGGGGGGUGGGAACCAGACAUCAACACAUAUAACAUCCGAAUUCAUGGGUUUUGUAAUACUCAAAAAAUGAAUCGAGCUGUGAUCCUGCUGAACGAGUUGAUUACAAUGGGGAUUAUUCCAGACACGGUAACUUACAACACCAUGAUAAAUGGUGUUUGUACAGAUGUUCUGGAUCGUGCGGUAAUCUUGAGUGCCAGACUGCUGAAAAUGGGGUUUGCACCAAAUGUUAUUACCACCAAUAUAUUGUUGUCUCAGUUUUGCAAUCAAGGAAUGCCCGAGAGGACAUUGAUGUGGGUAAAGAAACUGAGUGAGAUUCCGUUUGUUCUGGAUGAAAUUUCUUAUAAGAUUAUGGGGAAAGCUUUCAGUAAUAUCGAAAAUAAAGUUGAACUUGUGAGGGGAACCUAUGAAAAGACCCUCUUUCUGGAUUUCCUCAUGUAUAUCACAUAUGAUUAUUUUUGUAGAACUAGCCGCCAGACUCAGAGGAUUACAGUUGAAGAUCCUCUUAAACUGACUGAACGUGCUUGUGUUGGAUAUUGA